AUGCCUGUUGCUUUCACCGUCGCGCAGCAUCCUGCAGUGGAGUUCAAGCGUCAGGCUGCGGAAGAUGCAGACAGCCUUUUAAAAGGCGUAGGCAGAAGCCACACCAACAAGGCUUGUCGCAUCAUUCAAAUCGCCUUCUCUGCGCCUCUAUCGGGCGAAGAGGCCGUGUCGCCUAGCCCAAAUGGUUUCCUCUGGGCCAGCGUGUUUGCCUAUAGCAAUCAUCACCAUCUCGUUCUUCGACCAGAGGAUGUAUGGUUCGCCAUCCUCUCUCAGCUAAGCUUCUACAUCGAUGCUCAUGCCGAGGAGCUCAGGUCAUUCUUUGUUGAGCAUGAGGGUCAGGAUAAGAUCUUGUUUGAGGGCCCUGGCCCUGUUUUCGAGUUCGACUUCGCCAUCGUUUCCCAAGCUCUCGGUGCGAUGAUGGCGAAGAAGAUGAAGGACACCGCGCUGUAUGACUGGAGUGUCGCGUCAGUUCUGUUCAUGGGUGCCAUGCAAAAGUACUUUUCCUUCGAAUGCUGCACCAUGUGUGGCCUCCCCUCGGUAACUCUGCUAGGCGACGUCGAGGAUUGGAAGGAUAUUCUGAGCAGGUUGGACAGGCUUCCACAGCUAGGAGAGGAGCCUACGCAAUUUGCAGAGAUGCUUACGCCGAUUCUUGAGUACUUUGUACUGUCCUUUGAACAGCCCCAAAGUAGCCAGGUACAAAGCUUCUGGGAAAAUAUUGUCCAUGAGGAUAAUAUGAGUGGCGGCCCGUAUUAUUCUGGUUGGAUUUGUGCCUCUGCGUAUUGGAAUGAGCAGGGGAAGGCAUCUUACCGACGACAGAUCAAUGCUAGUCUGCGAGGAGUCAGCUAUCCGUACAUCAACUCCUCAGACAUCCCUCUCGGAUUCGCUUCCGUCCCUGUAAAACUUCAUACCGAGCCUGAGCUAACCGAGUGCACCAUGGUUGCUGGUUCCAUGAGUAUUCGGGCAAGGUCUACACAUCAAACAGGGGAUACUGUUCAGCCAGUGUCAGGGUGGAUGAUGUACGAGGAUUGCGAACUCCCAGCGCAUGAGGUAGAGAGAGGACCUCGAGAGGCGCGAGAGAGUCGCAAAAGAAGGGAUGCAAAAAAUGAUGGAUGA
Messenger RNA from [Torrubiella] hemipterigena, 1113 nucleotides. NCBI's taxonomy places the organism in Eukaryota, Fungi, Ascomycota, Sordariomycetes, Hypocreales, Clavicipitaceae. The record is from the annotation of a GenBank genome assembly.